CUAACAAACAUACAUCCAUCUAUCUAAACGUUCGCAUUUAUAAUAUUAGUAUGACUAGUAUGAUUACAUUUGUAUUAUACUUUGGCCUGGUGAACAUAACGAUUAGAAUGACUCAGCCGUAUUAUAGUUCUUCAGCCUUGAGCUUCAUGUCCGAAAUCAUAGAUCACAAUCCUUAAUGGAUUUUAGUCAUUGACGAAUUUAAAAAGUAGAUUGGCUUAUCAAUAUUGAUGUUUGUAUUCGCAUGUUACGCUUUAAUAUUUCAAAUAAAAAAUAAAAAAAAAAUCAAUGUAAAAUAAAAAAGCCUAUUUUUUACAAAACUUGACAUUUUUUGGGACUCUGCUUUUGUGGUAGGGAGACCUGUGUUACAAGAGGCAGUGCCUUCUUUUAAUCCAAGUACUAGGAAGUUUUGUAAAUGAGUGUUACAUGUUUCCUAGCCCCAUUACGUAACUCCACGCCAGUCCAAAAAGCGACUUAUCAUUCUUUACAACACUCUUAAGUAGUAAUAGUCGUAACUGUUAUAAAUAUAGCUAUUACACAAUGUGUUAUCAAUUCAGUUAGCCACCACCAAAAAACGCAGACGUCUUUGUUUCUUUACUAAUGAACGCGACAGAUUAUUUCUAAAAAUGGUUUCUAACCUUAUUCAACGUUUUAUAAUUGCUAAUAUUUUAACUAUCUUUUAUUCUAUAAUAAUUACAAUCGUUUCUUUAUCAAUUUACUUAAAGAAUCUUUUUAUAUAUUCUGGUAAUCAGUCGGUGUUGUCGCCUCCGGCAAGUCUUUCUGAUCCAAAGUACGGUGUGCAUAAAUAUCUAAAGGCUAACAAUGUAAAAUUACAUUAUGUUGAAAGUGGUGAUCCUUCCAAACCGCUCAUGUUAUUCCUGCACGGAUUCCCGGAGUUUUGGUAUUGCUGGCGACAUCAAAUUGUUGAAUUCAAUAAAAAAUAUUGGUGUGUUGCGGUCGAUAUGCGAGGUUACGGAGAUUCUGAGAAACCAGAGGGCCUGUCCGCAUAUAAAAUAGAUGUAUUAGUAGAAGAUGUGCGUGAUUUUAUGCGAAAAUUGGGUCGCAAUAAGUGCAUACUGGUGGGUCACGACUGGGGUGGCAUAGUGGCUACCAAGUUUCGUGAUACACACCCAGAGGCAUUAGACGCAUUGAUACUGCUUGCCAGUAUCUCCAGAGAAGCGUGGAGCCGAGAGAUUUGGGGUAAUCUUACUCAGAAUAAGAAAUCAUGGUACAUAUUCUUUUAUCGUAUGCCAAAGUUAGCAGAGCUAACGGAGAAAUUAACAAACAUGAGAAUCUUUAAAGUAGUCUUCAAUAAUGGUGAUAAAAAACUUGACGAGAAUACGCUGAAAUGCUACAAAUACAUAUAUCCGACACCAGCGUCGUUGACACCACCGAUAAGUUACUACCGAGCUAACUUCCAAUUGACAUUCCCAGAUAAGUAUAUAGAUAAUAACGUCCCGAUGCUUGUAGCCAACGCUGAACUCGAUGUGGCUUUAGCUCCAACAUUAUUGGACCGGAUGAAGGAAGAAUACAAAUAUAUUGAAACAAUAUUGGUGAAAAACAGUCACCAUUUUUACCAAGAAGAAGAACCAGAAAAAGCCAAUAAGAUUAUAAGAGAUUUUCUAGCAAAGAAUAAGUUAUAAAUAGGAUUAACUUAAAUAAUUGUAAUUGAAAUGUAAAUGUGUAUAACCGUCUAUAUUUUUAAACAAACAAUGUGUUGUCUAGAUUUCUCCAUCGUUAGGUUGUUUUCAAAUAAAUGAGUUACAAUUUUCGGUUUAGUUUUUUUUAUGUUUGUUUUAUAUGUAUUUCAAUACGCAUUAUUGGUUUAUACGAGUAGGUUAUAUGUCACGGUCAUUAUGAUUUU
Messenger RNA from Papilio polytes (common Mormon), 1861 nucleotides. Its product is annotated as epoxide hydrolase 1-like. The record is from RefSeq and is a predicted model, not a curated record. Lineage: Eukaryota; Metazoa; Arthropoda; Insecta; Lepidoptera; Papilionidae. Gene Ontology annotation, molecular function: hydrolase activity. The coding region runs from base 624 to 1640 and encodes 338 amino acids. The transcript has 6 exons.